AUGCUAAGAUCAAUUCUGGGCCGAAUUCCAUGAUGAGCUUAUCAAAAAGAAGAGAAAAUUGUCGAAAAUGUCAACCUCGAUGGCUCCAUGUCAAGGGUUAGGUCAUAUUCAAACCUAUCUGAGGAGCCAGAGGUGAUAAAGAUCCUUUCUAACCAACUUGAGGUGUUUGAAGUGGACGACUCAGAAACUUUUCAUAAUGAAGAAAGGAAUUUUUCCCAAGAGGCUAAGAUUAUCAGACACAUCGUAUCUCAGCAGAAUGACAUCCAGAAUGUGCUAAACUCUCGUGACACUUUAGUUUUUAAUCCAAGAGAAAGAGAAUAUUAUUAUAUGAUCCCAACUGGAAUUAGUGAUCUUGUAAGAAAAAUUGAAGAGAAUAAAGAUGAGAUGCCUUCUAACGAGGUUGACACUACGAUUCUCACUAGCAAGCUUCGCUCUAACGGAGUUUUACUUCAUAAGGAGGACUUUCUAUUUGUUCCUGAUGAUUACUGGACAACAUUUUGUGAAUAUUUCCAGGUGAAAACUAUUGUUAGACAUUUCAAGAAAGAGACUCUUGUGUCAAAAUAAAUGUACAUCUGCUCCUCCCUUCAGAAACCAUAGCAAGUUUAACAGAAAAAAUUACUCUGAAGGAGAGGAAAGCUCUGAAGAAGAAAAUGAGCAAAUUUUAGCAAAAAUACUUGAUUCAGAGUGGAAGUUUAAGAAAGAUAUUGUACACAAAAAAUUGGGCGAUUGGGACCUGACUGAGGAACUAUCUGAUGCCUCUCCUUAACUAGGAACCACAUGCUCUUGUACAAGCCGCCGGGCUGUAGGACUGCACCAGAGAUUUUAUGUUCUAAUUCAAUAAAGA
Molecule: messenger RNA, 844 nt
Organism: Moneuplotes crassus
Lineage: Eukaryota; Ciliophora; Spirotrichea; Euplotida; Euplotidae
Source: the annotation of a GenBank genome assembly